AUGGCGAUGCCACCCUCGCGCCCGUCCGCUAAGGCUGUGGCUGGUACGCAGUCGCCCGCAACGACGCGGGACAUGCAACGCCUCGAUCAGUACCAGACUGUCAAGAUCCUGGGCGAGGGGUCCUUCGGAAAGGUCAAGCUCGCUAUUCACCAGCCCAGCGGCCGCCAGGUCGCGCUCAAGAUUAUCUCUCGUCGCAAAUUACUCUCCAGAGAUAUGAUCGGGCGCGUCGAGCGAGAAAUCCAGUAUCUGCAAUUGCUCCGGCAUCCUCAUAUUAUCAAGCUAUACACUGUAAUUGCCACGAAGACCGAUAUCAUAAUGGUACUCGAGUACGCCGAGCGGGAACUGUUCGAUUAUCUCGUGCGCAAGGGAAAAUGCAAUGAUGACGAGGCCCGCAAGUUCUUCCAACAGAUCAUCACAGCCGUCGAGUACUGCCACCGACACAAAAUUGUGCACCGCGAUCUCAAGCCGGAGAAUCUGCUGAUCGACAGCCAGAAGAAUGUCAAAAUCGCCGAUUUCGGCCUAAGUAAUAUCAUGACAGAUGGCAAUUUCCUCAAGACUAGUUGUGGGAGCCCGAAUUAUGCUGCGCCUGAAGUCAUUUCGGGCAAAUUUGUACGCCGGUCCGGAGGUCGACGUGUGGAGUUGCGGUGUGAUUCUCUAUGUGCUGCUGAUCGCCGCAGGGAACUUCCAUAUGCCGAGUUACAUCUCGCAGGAGCUGCCCGGCUGAUCCGCGCCAUGCUUCAAGUCCACCCGGUCCAUAGAAUCACUAUCCCCGAGAUCCGCCAGGACCCUUGGUUCACUAAGAACCUCCCGAGUUACCUUUCACCUCCACCGGAAGAAUACAUGUCAUCAGGCAUUGACCCGAACAAGGCUAUCGACACCGCGAAGCUUACUGCAGGGAAGCCAGCACAACACAAGAUUCACCAGAUUGCGGUGUCGAAACUUCAACGGAGUAUGGGAUAUGAUCGUGACGACAUUGAGGAUGCGCUACGACGCCCAGAGCCCAGCGCUAUCAAAGAUGCCUUCUCCAUUGUGGUUGAGAAUGAGAUGAUGCAAACCAACUCGCCCAUCGAAGACAACUUACUCGCCUCGAAUAUUCCUCAGCAAUCGACAGGUCCAUCUCAUCCUGCAGGUAGCCGUGCACCUCCUGCACCGAAGACUCAGGCAGCUCCAGCACCACCUGUUUCACAAUCAAAUGCUUCUCGCCAUGCACCUCCAGAAGAAACCCCCCAGCCAGAUCCUGAGGAGUUCGAACCUCCUCGUCCUAGUCACGUCCGGAUUUUGCCGACCAGUGUCCCCUUCGUCCACGACCAGCUCAUGGAACAACGAGACCGAGAGCAGAAAGCUCGCUCAGAGGAACAGCGCCAAGAGCGUAUUGAGGCAGAAAAACGAGGUGAUCAACCUGGAGAGCGUACAGCUGAGGAGCAGGCCGCUAUCGCAAGAGCGUUGAAGCCUCACUCUCGUAGCAUUGUGGAUCUAGAAAAGCUGCGGCUGAUGGAGCCACCGAUUGGCUAUCCAAUUGCACAGCAACCGCCAAAGAGAUCGCGAAAGUGGCAAUUCGGUAUUCGCUCACGUAAUCAGCCUUACGAGGCGAUGCUGUACCUUUAUCGAGCUAUUGCUGCCCAGGGUGGAGUGUGGGACAUCCAGCCCGUUGAGUCAGGUACCAAUAUUGGCCCUGACGCUGCUCCUUCGCCAGAUAAACCAAAGCCACUCCAGAGCAAAUACCCUGACCUGCCGUCGGAUUACUACAUCCCUAAAGAUCCCUGGUUCAUCCGCGCCCGGCUUCUGAAAGAAGGCGUUAUGGCUCCAGGAGCAUCAACCAGUGUUGGUAACAGCCGCACCGACCUCGAAGAGCUACGUCGUCGCUUCCACAUCUCCGGCCUGAACAUUCCGUAUGAAGAGAAAGAAAAGGACAAAGACGUCAAGUCCUCGACUUCCGAAGGCACGGCCUCAGGCCCCUCGUCCGCAUCACAGCCGAGCAGUCUUUCAAAUGUCUCCCACGGCGUGUGGGUCUUCGUCGACAUCCAGCUGUACCAGCUUGAAGAGAACAACUACAUGGUCGAUUUCAAGUGCGACGGCUACCAAAAUGUGAUUCGUGCACGUGGUGACUCUGAAUGGCAUCCCAUUAGCAAGCGUCUGAAGAAUAAGGAGAAGGAGGUUACAAGCCCCUAUCCGUUCCUGGACGUGGCGUCGGAUCUGGUGGCCCAAUUGGCUGUUGCCAGCUAG
Messenger RNA from Penicillium chermesinum, 2223 nucleotides. RefSeq lists its product as uncharacterized. The record is from RefSeq and is a predicted model, not a curated record. The transcript has 5 exons. NCBI's taxonomy places the organism in Eukaryota, Fungi, Ascomycota, Eurotiomycetes, Eurotiales, Aspergillaceae. Gene Ontology annotation, molecular function: protein serine/threonine kinase activity; ATP binding. Bases 1 to 2223 code for a protein of 740 amino acids. Gene Ontology annotation, biological process: protein phosphorylation; intracellular signal transduction. Gene Ontology annotation, cellular component: cytoplasm.